Leptosia nina is the source of this 4596-nucleotide messenger RNA. The record is from the annotation of a GenBank genome assembly. Lineage: Eukaryota; Metazoa; Arthropoda; Insecta; Lepidoptera; Pieridae.
AUGGAUAUAAAUAAUUUUGUUAAAAAUGUAAAUAGUUUAGACACGUACAUUUCCCUCGACAGCGAUGUUAUGUUUAAUAAAUACUUGGGUCUGACACCUUCAUUGGAUGUAGACACCAUCGAUGCAAUAGAGAAAAUCAAGUCUUUAGAAGUUCAGUACUUUCUAAAGUACCAUGUCAACGGCGCAGCAUUUAAAAUGCUUGAAAACAUACUGUCUGUACCUUCCGCAAAAACUUGGAAUAUAAUUGGCAAAAAUUGCCUGGUAAUAUUACAGUCUUGGUUUUGUGCUUUAAAAAACCAAAUUAUGCACCAAAAUGAGCACUGGUGGAUAUUCUUGCUGUCAUUAUUAAAGCUGAUGAAGAUUUUAAGGACGAAACAUACUACACUUGAUAACCAGAUAGUGCAAAUUCUUGGCAAAGAUCUAUUAUAUGUAGCCACCCAAGAGAAGCUUACCCAGAACCAAAUGUUUGAAGUGAUACAAGUAUUCAAUACCUGCAGUGCUGGAAGUACUAGAGAGCUUAGAUUCUUCUUGAAAGAUAGUUUUAAUCAAUAUUUUGUCAAGUUGUCACAUACAAUUAUAAAAUGUGGUGACUUUCAUAUACAAAAUAGUAUUGUUGAGACUCUGAUACGGUGGCUACUGCCUCGUAAGGAACUAUCGGUGCGCAGAGAUGCAGCAGCAAAGUGGUUUCCUGAGAAGAUGUUCUCAAAGAGUGCCAUUGAUCUCUUCUUGAGUACAGAUUGGAGGAAUUUUUUUCAGGAUUCCAGAGCUUUUCUCAAUGCACAAAACGAAGGGAAUGAAUUGGUCACAUCUGUACAGUGCAACGGAAUGACUAUUGGUAGCAUGGAAAUAAUAUCUUUGAGAGGGAAAAAAGUAUGGCUCGAUUUCAAUUUGGGUAACCGAUGCAUUACGCUGAUGUUGAGCCAUUCAUUGCUGGAACUGCUCGGAACAAGAAACUCCAUUUCUGAAGCAAUAGUCAUAGCGGAACGUAACGCUACAUCAGCGAAAAUGAUGAAAGAGAAGACGCUUGUAAAACUAGCCGUAUCUAUUGAAGACCCAAGAAUGCUCCAUCGUUCAAAAAUCCUAGCAGAAGCAAUGUUGACGGAGAGACAAGUUAUAAUAUAUUUGAACGGAGAAAGCGCUCUCAAAGUUCACAAAACAUUGCAGAAGAUAUUUGAACAGAAAUAUGAGGUACUUUUCAAUAUAGAUCAACUGAAAACUGAACAAGGGGGUCACACUUUGGAGAAUGAGAUAUCGUUACGGGAACAAUUAAAACUUUUUCAAGCCGGGCCCUUCGAGAAAAGAGACCGUCCCUGCGCAGAAAGAGCACCGAACCUCUCUGCCAUAAGUGAAGUCAGCGAAACUAGCGAAAGACAAAAUAUAAGCGAGGCAAGUACGCGCUUAAUAAAACCACGCUGUGGAGUUGCCCACGCACAAGAGGGAGGGAAAAGUGAACCUUCAUUCGUAUAUCACGACGGAGAUUCUAACAGUUUUCUACUAGUGGCCACUGUGGAUUCCAGUGAAGCGAAUGAUAUACUAGAUAAACUGCCUAAAAAUAUAACCACUGAUGAGUUUAUGGCUCAAGAGUUGCAGAGUAGAGAAAUUCAGGAUAAAACAAUGAAGGAUAAUGUUGAUGAUAAUAUGAAUGAAGUUACUUCUUUGGGAUUUUCGCAACAAACGAAUGUUGACGAUAUAGUUGAAGGUACUCCUGUAGAUUGGAUCACAAAACGAAGGAAACAUCCGCCGGUGUCAUCGAAAGUAAAUAAGACCGAAUAUGAUGAGCAAGUCGUAGAGAAUUUCUUCGCCCAACAUUUUCGCCAAGACAAAGAUGGCCAACUUAUCAUCAAUCCCACUGUAGAGCAACGAGUCAACGAUCAGAGAUCGCAUUCUGGAUUCGUCCAGGCUCCAUCCUACGAUACACGAGAAGAGUUGGUAAAUACAAACGCAGUCGAAUGCGUCAACAGAUUAAACGAUAAAGUUCCUGACGAUCCAAAAUAUGACUUUCCUCAAAUCGAUCAUGAAUGUCUAGACGUUGCCAAGAACUUAAGUACCGAAGCCGACCUUCAUGCCACUAAUAAAACCUCAAAAAAGAAACCUACGAAAAGUGUAAAUCCUACAAAGAAAAAAGUUAAGGGAGCAAAAAUAUCAAAAGGGUUGAAAGCGAAGAAAGGAAAGCUGCAAAUGGAAAGAUUGAACGAGGAGAAUAAUAACAAUAAGAAUACACCAAAUAAUGAGGAUACUCAUAAAAGCAGACGACGCAAACUUUAUUCCCCCAGAGAUUCAAUUACCUUCAAUGAAAAGACUGGCGCAGUUGUACCAGAAUCUGAAGAUUCCGAAUUUAAGGGAACGCCUAAAUUCUCGGUGUACAGGGAAAUCCAAAAUACACGGAGAUCUAUAAGAAAUAAAAGAAACAUUAAUACGAAGGCGCUACUUUCUCCCAAUUCCAAACGGCUCAAUGAAAUCUUUGACAAUCUACUCGGCGACCGUGUAAUAGAUAAAAAUUCAAAAGGAACGAAAAAGAAAGAUCUUUCUAUUUAUAAUUUCAGCACCGACAGCGAAGACGAGUUUCAGUCAAGGCAGCAAAUUUCUUCAGGUAACUCAAAAACAGCUUCUAGAUACCGGCAAUGUAAGCGAAAAUCUAAACCGAAUAAAGCUCCUCAAAGAAAGGCUACAAGAAAGAAAACUGUAAAAGAUAGUAUUGGUUAUACUAACGAAUUGAUUGAUGAGAGAAAACGUGCAGCAGCAGAAGUGAAUUUAAACGCUUCUUUAGUUGUAGAAAAACCGGCAGAGAUAUGUGACAAUAUCGAACCUAUUAUUACAGUCUCGCCUCAGAUCGAAGAGCUAGAAAAAUUGCCUGAUAAGCGAAAAAACAUUUCCAAAAGAAGAGCUAAGAAGAAAAAAAAAAGCAUUAAUAGUAGAAAAGAAGACACACGUGAUACAGAAGAAAGCAUUAGCCCAAUGCUAAAUUAUGAAGCGAUACCUAAGAAAAAGGAAUUCAAAGAUUCCAUAGACGCUUUUGAGAAAUCUCGAAAAGAUUCUUCGCCUAGCGACUCCAUGGUUGAUAUAACAGAACUUAUUAAAUCAACUAAUGCGCAAAGCGAUGGAAAUUCCAGUGAUUCCCCACACUUUGAAACUGUAGAGGCUACUGUUUAUAUUGAACCUAUUUCGGCCCCAAAGACACCAACUCUUCAUUAUAAGAACCAGCUCUCGUUUCCAAAUAAUCCUAUUGAAGAUGCAAUAGAAGUAAUCAAUGACGCUCCCGAUGUGACAAAAUCUAUUUCCGUCCAAAACCAAAGUUUGCGAAAACUAGACAAAAACAAGGAUGAAAUAUCUGAACUGCCAGAGCCUCGCAAAAUAAAUAAUACUGAUGUAAGUCUAGUGCCAGCUAAUGUUUUCAAGGCGAAAGCGGGGAUAAACUCGAACAAUCUCGAUGAGCAUACUUGUAACAAUUUGGCAGUAGUAAAAAUCGUUCGUCUGACACCAGAGCAAAUACAUUCGAGGACACAACGUAACCAUAGCAACGGCUCCAACGAGAGUGGUGCCAGACAAAAUGUUUACCCGCGUAAUACUCGCUCGGGUACACGUAUUAGCCAAACUAGUAUUAUAUCUCCCAUUCGUUCGUUCGAACACAGAUAUGACCUGCGUCAGAAGUCGACUCCCGAAGCGAGCGAAAUCUAUAAGCCGUGUUCCAAAAAGGAUCGCAGAGGUUCAGCCAAAACAUCUAAUACUCCCAGCAACCCUGAAUGUGCUAGUCCAAAAACCAGGAAACAAACAGUACACACGCCCCCGGUUAAAAGACUCUUUGUGUCUCCCACGGGUUCAAUAAGCUCUUCGAAAUCGGGAGAAGUUAAUAAUUCCCAGUCGGAAAAGAGGAAACGGAGGCAUUCAGUAAUUAUGCCUUCGCGCCCGAAGUCAGUGAGACCUCGCAAGGAUUCUACGAGCUCUUCGAAUUCGGGGGAAAUGAAUACUAAUAACAAAAAGAGGAAACGAAGUUCAGCCUUAGGUUCAGAUAAAAUACUCGCAAGUUCCGCUUUAAACGAAUCCGAUUCAGGUAUGUUUAAUAGGAUACCACCCCCCGGAAACAUUCAAUUCAAGCCUUUUGGAGAGGUGGAUGAUGCGCGUAUAGUUUCGCCAGCUCAACAAGACACGCCCUCUAGAGGAAAUUGUUUGGAGCCAAGUACAAGCUCUCAGGAUAACUCUCCAAAGAGUUCUGAUAUGAAUCCACGAAGUGUUCUGCAAGAUAUUCUUAAAAAAGUAAUUGAGAAAGUACAGAGCGACUUGGCGCAAAGAGACAAGAUGCUUGCAAGCAAAUUCAAACGUCUUCGCUUGAACGCGCAAAAGUUAAUAGAUGCUGCGCAGGCGCAGCGCCAAGAGAUUUAUUUUCAAACAGGCAUAAGCGUUUUAAAAGUUGUCCAGUCAGUUCUUAGUGAUAAAUUUAACGAGAUGAAUUGCCAGUGCAUAGAAAACGAAGAUGAAACCAUGAAGAACUUGCUGUCAAAAGAAGGUAUAGAGAAAAUCUUAACUGAAGAUAGACGAAGAUCAGAGGAACUCUUGGCAUCAUUGAUGCAGGAUGUCAUACGUUAUACUAAUAGUAUUUGA